AGGUACCGACUGCUGAACUAAAACCUAAUAACGUAUCUCCCCUCUCAAAUCUCAUCUCCGAUCUCUCAAUCUGUCUCUGACUGACGAGUGACAAGUUCAAGCGGCAUAACAGGACCAAUCUUUCUCUUUUCUUGCGAGUUGCGACAAUCUCUCUCCUCAUCCCUGGGCAGUUAAAAACAACAAAUUUUGCUUUGCGGGGCAGGUUUAAGUCUUCGCGGGUUUGCCCUGUAACCGCACCGCCCCACACCAUUCGCCAUCUCUAUCGGCGAGUGACUCCUCUCCUCUUCAAGUCUUCAACAGGAAUAGAAAUGUUGAGCACCACGCCAAUAUUACCCCUUCCAGCGCCCCCGUUGGAUGGGAAUCUGGGACCAACACCUCCAGCGCAGGUGGUAGAGGAACCAAAGGAUGAUAACAUGGAGGAAAAUGAAGAGGACAACAAUAAAGCCAAUAAUGUUCCAACGUCUGUUGCAACACAUACGAGAACCAUUGGUAUCAUUUAUCCGCCUCCAGAUAUUAGGAGUAUUGUCGACAAGACUGCACAGUUUGUGGCGAAGAAUGGUCCAGAAUUUGAGAAGAGGAUUGUUCUAAAUAACGCUGGCAAUGCAAAAUUUAACUUCCUGAGUGCUUCUGAUCCUUACCAUGCCUAUUAUCAGCACCGUUUGGCUGAAGCUCGUGCACAGAAUCAGGCUUCUGGAGAGCAGCCUACUCAACCAGCAGACCAAGAAGCAGCCCCUGCUCCUCCUACCGCUGAUGGUGCUGAGGCAACUGCUAGGCCUGAUCCGUCUGCUCAGUUUAGACCUGUCAGAAGGGUUCUUGAGCCACCUGAGGCAGAGCAAUAUACUGUUAGACUCCCUGAAGGGAUCACAGGUGAAGAAUUGGAUAUCAUUAAGCUUACAGCACAAUUUGUGGCCAGAAAUGGGAAGUCUUUCUUAACAGGGUUGACGAGCAGGGAGAUUAAUAAUCCGCAGUUUCAUUUUCUAAAGCCUACUCACAGCAUGUUCAUGUUUUUCACUUCACUUGCGGAUGCGUAUUCGAAAGUUCUGAUGCCUCCUAAAGGCUUGACGGAUAAGCUGCGGAAGAGUGCUGCUGACAUGACAACAGUCCUGGAGCGAUGUCUGCAUCGAUUGGAGUGGGAAAAGUCACAGGAGCAGGCUAGGCAGAAAGCUGAAGAUGAGAUAGAACAGGAGAGAUUGCAGAUGGCUAUGAUUGAUUGGCAUGAUUUUGUUGUCGUUGAGACUAUAGAUUUUGCUGAUGAUGAGGAUCAGGAUUUACCUCCACCUAUGACCCUUGAGGAGGUUAUAAGGAGGAGCAAGAUGCCUACAUUGGAGGAAGAAGAGUAUGUUGAGCCUGGAAAAGAGGUGGAAAUGGAGAUGGAUGAAGAAGAGGUGCAGCUAGUCGAAGAAGGUAUGAGAGCUGCGACUCUUCAAGAGAAUGGUGAUGUCAAGAGUGCUGAAACCAUGGGAAUUGCAGAGGAACAGGACCCACCUAUGCGGAUUGUGAAGAACUGGAAGAGGCCUGAAGAGAGGAUCCCCGCAGAAAGGGACCCGACUAAGUAUGUUGUCUCUCCUAUAACUGGUGAGCUAAUACCUAUUAAUGAAAUGUCUGAACAUAUGAGGAUCUCUCUCAUUGAUCCAAAGUACAAGGAACAGAAAGACAGGAUGUUUGCGAAGAUUAAGGAGACAACUCUUGCGCAGGAUGAUGAGAUAUCUAGGAACAUUGUUGGGCUUGCAAGAACCCGUCCGGAUAUAUUUGGUACUACGGAAGAAGAAGUUUCAAAUGCGGUCAAGGCUGAGAUUGAGAAAAAAAAGGAAGAGCCGAAGCAGGUCAUAUGGGAUGGUCACACAGGUAGCAUUGGUCGCACUGCAAGCCAGGCAAUGUCUCACAACACUAAUGCAGAUGAUCAGAAUGAUGCUGCAAAUGAUGAAAGAAACCUUCCUGGUCCGCAGGCUCCUCCACCUCCCAGACCUGGUUUUCCAUCUGUUAGGCCACUACCUCCACCUCCUGGGCUUGCGCUGAAUAUUCCUAGGCCUCCUAAUACCGUCCAGUAUUCCACCUCCACCGGUGCUGGGGUUGCUGCUCCGCCUCCACCUCGACCUCCUAUGGUUAACAUGAUUCCUCAGGUUCGGCCCCCACCUCCUCCCAUGCCACAGAUGCUAGGUCAGCAAAAUCUCAUGGUAAAUCGUCCACCAAUGCCUCCAUCAAUGGCCAUGAAUUCGCAUGGCCAUCCUAUUCCACCACCUCCUGGAUCACAGUUUACACCUUUGGGAGCACCUCGCCCCUUUGUUCCCCUCCCGAUGUCCCAGCCCGGAAUGUCUAUGAUUCCGCCUCCUCCUAUUCCCCAAGGAAUGCCUCCUCCUCCUCCACUGGAAGAAGCCCCUCCUCUACCUGAAGAGCCAGAGCCGAAGAGGCAAAAGCUUGAUGAGUCUGUUCUCAUUCCUGAAGAGCAGUUUUUGGCUCAGCACUCGGGUCCUGCAAGGAUCAAUGUAUCUGUGCCGAAUACUGACGAAGGGAAUCUCAAAGGACAAGUUCUGGAAAUCACAGUGCAAUCUCUGUCUGAAAGCAUUGCCAGUCUAAAAGAGAAGAUUUCCGGGGAGGUCCAGCUUCCUGCAAACAAACAAAAGCUGAGUGGAAAGGCUGGUUUUCUCAAGGACAACUUGUCUCUUGCAUACUAUAAUGUUGCAUCUGGAGAAACUCUCAGUCUCUCUCUGAGAGAACGUGGUGGCAGAAAGAGAUGAAUGGGGAGUUAUUUUGCAUGGCCUUCAAAGGUUUAUUUUGGAACUGUUCGGCAUAUCUAAUCCUUGUUAUGAAUUCAAAGAUUUCUUUAUACGUCUUUCAUGUUAUUUUGGAGAUUAUAUUGGUCUUGUACUUCUAGUUUUUCUUUCUGCAAUUUAAUCAACUUUAUCCUUCAAGCUGAUGGUUGUGGGUAUCUACUACAGAUUUUGGCAUGUUGGCAUUCAUCCAUGAGGACAACAGGAAGUUUAUUAGUUCUAUGUUUUUAAGUGCAAUGACUGUACGUUGUGUUUAUGCUACUAAUUUGUGUUUGUCUUAACAUGUGCAGUUGCUUCACCCUAACUAGAGCUCAGUUGUUAUUUUGUUGUAUCUUCUAGGUCCAAGGCCAUUCUGGAUUAGAAUUUUCUAAUGUAUUCUUGGCAGAUAUUCCUUAUAAUUUUAGAGGCUUCGCAUAGCAAUUUAUUAUCUCUGAUUCUUAUCUGGACUUUAGGACUUAUUUCUGUAGAAGAUAUGCUUGUCGUGGUGGGAGAUACUUGUCGCAAGCACAACUGCCUCUUUUGUGCUUUAAUCCUGUUAAGGGCUGUGAUAUAUGCUGUAUUCGUCGGUUGUUUUAUGAGCUCAAUAGCAAAAGCAGUUUGCCCUGGCUUUCAGCGGAUGUCGCAGUUUGUAGCUUGCGCAACGCAUUUGUGGGGUCUAUCGAUCAUAAUUUCACUUCCAAGUACUAGUGAGAUUUGGCAGCUGGGAAUGUGAUGGACAUAUUUUAAGAAGCUGCGUCCUAUGAAAUCAUGCUCUCUAUCCAUGUGUUUUCUUUUAACUGCCCAGCUUUCCCUAGCAAGCAGAAGUUAUGAACAGAAACCAUUGGAUGCGACUUCUAGAUGAGGUGGCUUUUUUGGUGAGACAAUGAAUAUCAAAGAGUGUGCUUGGAUGUUACCUGAAUUAGAUAAUCGCCGAAAGGGUAGAGUGCAUUGUUGACUCGUUUAAUUUUCAGUUUUAAGACUACAUCACUUAGUUCGCCAUAUGGCCAUUUCUUAGUUAAUUUCCUAUGUAGGUUUCACCAUCCUUAGAAAAUUCAAGUCUUAGGCGUUAUGAUUCAAUUUGUUUGCAUAGUUUAAUAUCCGAACCAAUGUGCAAUUUAUAAACAUGAUCCAUUUAAAGCAUAAGUCGGAAUUAGUUAAUGUAA
Nicotiana tabacum (common tobacco) is the source of this 3910-nucleotide messenger RNA. Its product is annotated as putative splicing factor 3A subunit 1. Gene Ontology annotation, cellular component: U2 snRNP; U2-type prespliceosome; catalytic step 2 spliceosome. The record is from RefSeq and is a predicted model, not a curated record. Gene Ontology annotation, biological process: regulation of alternative mRNA splicing, via spliceosome; mRNA cis splicing, via spliceosome. Gene Ontology annotation, molecular function: RNA binding; protein binding. NCBI's taxonomy places the organism in Eukaryota, Viridiplantae, Streptophyta, Magnoliopsida, Solanales, Solanaceae.